Xiphias gladius (swordfish) is the source of this 1819-nucleotide messenger RNA. Its product is annotated as eukaryotic translation initiation factor 4E-binding protein 1-like. The coding region runs from base 663 to 1025 and encodes 120 amino acids. Gene Ontology annotation, molecular function: eukaryotic initiation factor 4E binding. Gene Ontology annotation, biological process: negative regulation of translational initiation. NCBI's taxonomy places the organism in Eukaryota, Metazoa, Chordata, Actinopteri, Istiophoriformes, Xiphiidae. The transcript is spliced from 3 exons. The record is from RefSeq and is a predicted model, not a curated record. Gene Ontology annotation, cellular component: cytoplasm.
GUCCACAUGGGAUGGACGAGACGAGACUCAAUGAAAUUAAGGGCUUUAUUUUAAGAUUCAUGUUUUUCAAACGCUCUCUGUUAUGUGUUUUAUUUCAAAUGCAGCCGUUAUUUUACUUGAAAUGAGAAAAUAUCAUCUAUUUAUUAUUAGUGCUCUUAUUAUUUAUAAUCCCUCUAGUUCAGUGUGAAAACUAACAAUAAGUACUGUUGACAUAUGUUGAAAUUUUAUCUCUCAUACACAUGCUGACUACAUCCAGACGUUGCAAUAGCUGCUAGGCUGCUUCAGUGUGUAUAACGCAAAGUUAGACAUUAUAAGAUCCGGACCUUUGCCUGAGGGAAUCUUCUCCCACCGGACCCCUCUGAAUUUUAACCGAAUACCCCCGUUUAACACUAUAUUUUUAGAAGUGAGCAGAGCAGCGCGCGGAUCGAGAAAAACUCCAACUUCCACCGUCUGUAACGCCCGCCGCUUCCAGCCAAUCGCAGCGCUCCGCUCCACGUGGUGUUUUGAAGGACGCUCCUGGCUUGUUUUGGAUUUGUCGGGGGGCCACAUGGAGGCACGGGCUAACCUUCCUGUAGUUUUGGCUCUGGCCCCGUACUGCCCCCCACACUGCCAGUGAGACAACAAGCCGCUUGCCCCAGCCAGCCAACCCGGUGUCGUGAGAGAUGUCAGCCGGCGGUCAGACCACCGGGAGCCGGGAAAUCCCGGCCGUCAGACGCGUCGCCGUCCACGAGGCGGCUCACAUGCCCCAGGACUACUCCACGACCCCCGGAGGGACUCUGUUCAGCACCACGCCAGGAGGCACCAGGAUCAUCUACGACAGGAAGUUCCUCCUGCAGUGUCGGACGUCUCCUCUGACUCGCACGCCUCCCAACCUACCUGACAUCCCCGGAGUCACCAGGCCGCUCAAGCCCAACGACUCCACCGACACGAACCAGCCCGAACUGACACCGAACAGUAACACUGACCACAGCCUGCGCAAAGAGGAGAGCGCGGGAGAAGAUGACCAGUUUGAAAUGGACAUCUGAAGAGAGUCAGCUACAAGUAUAAAAAUAAUUCUUAACAUGUGGAUUGUUUUUGUUUACCAUGGUAAAUCAGUUGCAAUGAGAAGCCUAGUCUUAAUAAAACAAGACGGUAAUUUUUUUUUUUUUUUUUGGUAAAACUUAAUACGUGUUAAUAUGUUGUACUUGUGUAAAACAACACUAACUGUUGCAUAAAAGUGUUUUUUCACUUUGAUAAUAUUCGACUUUGUAUGACGUGUGACAUCUUUUACCACUAAGUCAACAUUUAAUUCAUUAAUAUUUGAUGUGAUUUGAGCCAUUGAAUUUAAAAACAUAUCUUAAAAAUGUUAAAUGUUGUAUGAGUAAAAAAUUGAAAUUCUGAGCUUUACUUAGGUAAAAUAACAGUUAAGUAGUUUGCUAUUUUUUGGUGCUCACACAUAGACUUGAGGGGGACUGCGGACAGUCCUGUGAACUCAGGGACGCAGCUGUACGCUGAUCUUUAAUGGACAUGGGUUAACCAGACAUACAUUAGCCAAACCAGCCUGUUUGUCUUCAUCCCUGAAGUUUUUUUCUCUUGUAAAACUAAAAAAAUAUUGCUCGGAAACUCUUAAAGGACAGGACAUUAUUUUUCAACUUUGUCUAAAAAAUAAAUAGUCAGGUGUCUGUAUUUUAGCAGGUUUAGCAACCUAAUUUCAACUUGUAUAAACACAGUCAUAAAAACCUUUGAACACUUUGUUCAAGAUAAGAAAUAAUUUAUUGUAUUACUGUACAUAGUGAACACACAAAUGGAUCAAUGUGACCCAAAUAUCUUAAUAAAGUUA